AUGAAGUUCCAUUACCUCUCGCUGGCGCUGGCUGCUUGCCUGAGCACCGCCGCUGCCCAGGGCUUGGAUAGCCUCCCCAGCUGUGCCAAAGGCUGUGCCACGGACGCUAUCCCCGACCACUGUGGAAUGAUUGAUGUCGGCUGUAUCUGCUCCGACAAAUCCUUUAUCUCGAGCAUCUCCUGUUGCGUGUCCAGCAAGUGCUCCGACGAUGAUCAGAAAUCCCGGCUUGUUCCAGCGGUCAUCCAGUUUGCAAACCAGAUCUGCAGUGGUGCUGGCGUGAAGGACCUGCCCAAGAGUGCCAGCUGUGCCAGUGGAGCAUCGUCUGCCACCGAAUCAUCCUCCGAGGCAUCCACCGGUUCCGCCUCGUCCACUGCAACGGGCCAAAGCAGUGAUGCCUCUACCACCGGCGCUUCUAAGGCCUCCGCCACCUCUGGUUCAAGCUCCUCCUCCGAGACUGCCAGCAGCACCGGAACCUCGACGGGCACGGCCGAGUCUGCGGCUACUAGUACGGCCGGUGCUGCACUCGUCCAAGGCAAAGACACCAGUCUGCUCGCUGCGGCUGGCGCUGCCCUCUUUGCGUUCCUAGCCUAA
Molecule: messenger RNA, 591 nt
Organism: Aspergillus steynii IBT 23096
Lineage: Eukaryota; Fungi; Ascomycota; Eurotiomycetes; Eurotiales; Aspergillaceae
Exons: 3
Coding region: 1-591 (196 amino acids)
Source: RefSeq, a predicted model, not a curated record